CACACCGGUAUAGGUGAAGCCCCAGAUAUCUCUCAUACACUUCAUUGUCGACCAUGGCGUUCGACAUAUCGGUGCUAUGGAAGGCCCCCGAGAUCAACUCCAUCACAAAAAAGGCCCGAAGCAUACCGGUGCUCAACCCAGUCAACGUCUAUGGACGAGUCUUUUUCUUCUCGUGGAUGGGCUUCAUGCUCGGCUUCUGGGCCUGGUACGAUUCCCUUGACCCUUUUGACCGCCCCCCUUGCCCCUGAACUGAACCGAGUGGUGUUGGUAUUUUGGGGACUCUAUAACUGACAAGGCGGGCGGGUUCGCAGGUACACAUUCCCUCCGCUGUUGACGGUCACCAUCAAGAAUGACCUGCACCUCAGCUCGACCGAAGUUGCCAACUCCAACAUCAUCUCCCUGACCGCCACGCUGCUGCUCCGCUUCGUCGCGGGCCCUCUGUGCGACAUGUUCGGCGCCCGCAAGGUCUUCGCCUCGCUCCUGCUCGUCGGCUGCCUGCCCAUCGGCCUCGCCCCCCUCGUCAAGUCCGCGGCCGGCCUGUACGUGUCCCGCUUCUUCAUCGGCGUCCUGGGCGCCACCUUUGUGCCCUGCCAGGUGCUGUGCACCGCCUGGUUCGACAAGAACGUCGUCGGCACGGCCAACGCCCUGGCCGGCGGCUGGGGCAACGCGGGCGGCGGCAUCACCUACUUCAUCAUGCCGGCCGUCUUCGACUCCCUCGUGGCCCGGCACGGCAUGAGCCCGCACGAGGCCUGGCGCGUCACCUUCAUCGUGCCCCUCGUCUGCCUCGUCGCCUGCGGCGCCGGCAUGUUCCUUCUCUGUCCCGACACGCCCGUCGGCAGCUGGGCCGACAGGCACGAGAGCCUGGAGAAGAACCUCCAGGCCCUGGGCCUCAACGACGUUGGCGUCAUGACCCCCUCUGCCUCCGCCUCCGGCUCCAGCUCUGUCUCGGACCGCCCCUCGGACGAGGAAAAGGCAGAGUCUUCCGACGACGACAUUGAGAAGCGCAAGAUGUCGGCCGCGCAGGCCCUCGAGGCCGCCCGCGGCGAGACGGUGGCCAAGCCCACGUUCAAGGACGCCCUCGGCGUCGUCUUCUCGCUGCAGACGCUCUUCUUCGUCGCCACCUACUCGUGCUCCUUUGGCGGCGAGCUGGCCAUCAACUCGGUCCUCAGCUCCUACUACAAGGCCAACUUCCCGCACCUGGACCAGACCAAGGCCAGCAACUACGCGGCCAUCUUCGGGUUCCUCAACUUCUUCACGCGACCCAUGGGCGGCGUCAUCGCCGACCUGCUCUACAACCGCUUCGGGCGCAACCUCUGGAUGAAGAAGGGUUGGAUCACGACCUGCGGCCUGUUGACGGGCGCGCUCCUCAUUGUGGUCGGGCAGGUCGACCCGUCGGAGAAGAACGGGCUCAACAUUGGCGUCAUGGUUGGCAUCGUCACCGUCGCCGCAAUGUUUCUCGAGGCCGGCAACGGGGCCAACUUUGCCCUCGUUCCGCACGUCCACCCCUCCGCCAACGGCAUCCUGUCGGGCGUCACCGGCGCCGGAGGCAACCUCGGCGGCGUCGUCUUUGCCAUUGUCUUCCGGUUCAUGGACAACGGCAAGGGCUACGACAAGGGCCUGUGGAUCAUUGGCGUCGUCACCAUUGCGCUGAACCUGGCGGUGUGCUGGAUCCCGCCGAGGCCCAAAGGCCAGGUCGGCGGGCAGUGAGAGGGAUCGAGCGGGACAGAACGGUGUUUUGGAGGAUUUUGCGCUUGAAGGGUCCUCAGAGCGACGGUCUACUGGGUCCUUUCAGCAAGUGUGUUUUCUUUUUUACCUACGGCAGGCGGGCGUUUUGGCGCUGGAGAUGAAGCUUUUUAGACGAGACCGACCUUAGUAGUGGUUCAUUUUCUACGCAGUACGCCGUAAUGAUAUCCAAAAAGUUCAUCCACC
This is a messenger RNA of Purpureocillium takamizusanense, 1929 nucleotides long. RefSeq lists its product as uncharacterized. The transcript has a single exon. The coding region runs from base 448 to 1707 and encodes 419 amino acids. Gene Ontology annotation, molecular function: nitrate transmembrane transporter activity; nitrite transmembrane transporter activity. NCBI's taxonomy places the organism in Eukaryota, Fungi, Ascomycota, Sordariomycetes, Hypocreales, Ophiocordycipitaceae. Gene Ontology annotation, biological process: nitrite transport; nitrate transmembrane transport. The record is from RefSeq and is a predicted model, not a curated record. Gene Ontology annotation, cellular component: membrane.